UUUACUAUCCAGUUCAUUCUGGCUCCUGACUGCGCAUGCGCCGAAUCAGGGCAUUUGGAUUGUGUACGGCGCAUUGGGGUGGAACGGGUCCAGUUUCCCUCUUUGAAAAGCUGCAGGAAUCAUGGGAGCUGUGUUCCUGCCAGCAGAUGAUGCGCACUCGGUGCUGCGGAGGCUCCCGAGAGCAAACUUCUUCUUGGAGGAGAUGAAACAAGGGAACAUCCAGCGAGAAUGCAGGGAGGAAAUCUGCAAUUAUGAAGAAGCCAGGGAGGCGUUUGAGAAUGACGAAAAAACGAGGCGUUUCUGGGAGGAGUACCAGCGUGAGAGCAGCCCCAUGCCUGGAGGUCUGGAAUCCAUCGCCGGUGGCAUUCAUUCUCUGUACCUGAUUUUACCCCUGCUGCUGGUUUUGCUGCUCAUUGCUGCGGUUUCCAUCACGGUUUGGAGAUGCCACUCACGCAAAAGAUACCAGCAAAGCCCUGCCAUUGGGCGUCCACAAAGAGACACAGCCUUAUCAGUGGUGUCCAUGGACCAGUGGGGUCGGCACUACCAUCCUGACAUCAGUCCUCACUCAGAGAUCAGUGCCCACAGUAGCCCCGCCUACCCUGGUGCUGACCUCACACAUGGGCGGGGCAGUCAGGGUGACCCGCCCCCUUCAUAUGAGGAAGCUGUGGGCCAUACAGAUAUACAGAUUGAAGCGGAGCCUCCACCACAAUAUGAAGACAUCAUCAGUGACCACAGUAACACAGUUAUCACCUCCCAGGGAAAGUGAUGGAUCUUCCAGGCAUGUUAUCCAGCCUCAUGUAGGGAUGCAUAUUGAUGCCAAUACACCAAUACUGUUAACUCUGUCAUUCCUUACUCGCUGUGUCUCUCUUCUCUUUCAUAGCUUAUGUUUUGGCGGGAUAUGAACAUGCUUUGCCCCGUUUAUUUUUUAAGUACUAUAAAUAUUUUUUUACAACAUCACUACUUCUAUGACAGGCUUUUCAACUCAAAACAGCUAAACUUUACUAAAUGUGAAGAGAAAACAACUAAUGCAAUAACAUUAUCCACAGUUCUGUAAUUCGGAUAUUGAUAAACAUUAAGAUGCUUUGAUUUCAGAGAUGUUCGUAGAACUCAUAAAAACAUGAAUUCUGUACUGUGACGAAGUACUGUGAUGUCAUCAGCCAUUCUUUUGAGUUAGUAAGUCCUAUGGAUGUUAGAACAUCUUAGAAAGGAACUGAACAUUUGGUCAGUUGUGGCCUCUCAUGGCACAAUUAAAACAUAUAGUUGUAAAUAAUCAGAUUCUGAGGGGAAAAAAAUGCACAAUAAUUUCAGGAAGUUUAAAUUGUAUUGUUUACUGAAAUUCAAGGUUCAUUGUGACCUUUAUUAGUAGCCAUUUAAACUUGGGCUAUCUCUGUGUAAUUGCAUAAACGUCACUAUGCACUGGACUCACAGCCUCAAUGAAAUGCUGAUAUUGGGUUGAUUAUUAUAAUUUUUUUCACUAGUUGAGGCGUUAAACACUGUGUUAGGUUUAGUUAGCAUGUUGGAAACAUUUUAGCUGAAUGGAUAACAAGUUAACAGUUUGAGUUGAGAAUACAUUGCUGAUAACAUUGACCAAACAAAUUAAAUCCAGAUUUUAUGUAGCAUCAUGGUUGUUAAUUCUGAAUCAGCCUCAAGUUGCUCAACCAAGUCAACAUGUGUGUGGUUCUGAUUCAUAUUUGGAUUAAGGAAAAUACAAUACUGGAUGGAAUAAUUCACCCAAAAAAAUAUAUUUGCUGAGAUUUUACUCACCCUCAGGCCAUCCAAAAUUUAGAUGUAUUUGUUUAUUGGAUCAGAUUUGGAGAUAUUUAACAUUACCUCAUUUGCUCACUAAUGGAUCCUCUGCAGUGAAUGGGUGCCAUCAGAAUGAGACUCCAAAUAUCUGAUAAAAACAUCACAAUAAUCCAUAAGUAAUCCACAGGACUCCAGCCCAUUAGUUAACAUCUUGUGCAGUGAUGUUUGUAAUAAACAAAUAUAUACUUUAAAUAAUUGCUUCUGGCCAAAAUAUGAGUCCUCUAUCCAAAAUAAAAAUUUCAGUGAAACAUUCUGAGGCACCCGUUCACUGCAGAGGAUCUAUCCAUCAUUUUUGUGUGACGUCACACACUCAUAGGAAGGAACGCCCACAUGACUGCCAGUUAUUUUUACCCAGUUUACAUUAAUUAGUAAUGUAGUAAAAUGGAGAUAUUUAAAGGUGAAAUUCAAUAAACACCUUACUGAUGAUGUAUAUUUUGUACAGGCAAGCAUAUGGACCCAGAAUAUAAACACAAUGUGCAAUGUUUCACUUUAAAUGGUUUCUCAUAGAAAACCCUUAUAAGGAAAACACUGAACCAUUAAGCGGAUUGCAUUUAUAUUCCAGCUUUAUCUGCUUGCCUUUGUAAACUAUGCAUCAUUAAAAUGCUAAUUACUGAAUUUGAUCUUUUAAUAUUACUGUUUUAAAUAUAUUAAGGCACUUUAAGUAUUUUUACGUUUUUUUUGCACUGUUUAAUGAUUGAAAUCUUGCCAUGGGUGCUAAAUAUGGAUUGCAAAUUGCCAAAACUUGCAUCUUGUUCACAUACCUUUGUUUUAUUCUUUUUAGAGGUGAUUUAAAUAUUUUGCCGCUGUGAGACAGGCUUUUGCUGCAGUUCUAUGGAUGUUUUGUCCUCCAGAUCUUUGAGCCGGUCACAUGACUGAAAGUGGUGUCGUGCUAAAUUACUCCGAAUCUGUUGCGAUGAAGAAACAAACUAAUCUGUGUCGUGGAAAGAUUGAGAGUACAUUUUCAGCAAACUUUCAUUUUUGUGUGAACUUUUGUUUGAACUGUUGUAUUGUGCAAGUGUGGUUUGCGGUUUGCCAUUUCAGUCAAGCCACAGUGAGUUCAAUGGCAAAACGUGGUGGACUAAACGGUCUAUGCACACAGUCCAGUUUAGCAGUUUACAUGGUCACAGCCUUGUGAAAUUAUUCUUUCUUGUAGCCAAGGAAUAAACAGGCAUAUUAAGCAUCCCAAGAUGGGAAAUCUAAGAAAAUCAAGAUGAAUUGUUCAUUGUGGAGGUAAUUACUAAGGAGCAAGAAGCAUGCUUUUUGUUUGUUAUAAGCUGUUUGCAGAAUCUCUUUUAGAUGAUUUAGAGUAAAUAACUCGUGUUUUUUCUCUAACCUCUUAUAGAAUGUUGGAAAUAACAAUUAUGACUUGGCCAUGCUGGUGUUUUUUAUCUGAGCUCUGGUAUAUUUUGAAUGUGUUGAAGGCUGUUUUCACGCUUGGUUUGAUUGUUGAAACAGUGGUUUGAUUAAACCCCUUCUGCUUUCACACUUUAGUUUUGGGUCAGAAUCGUAGUAUGUUUGCAUUUGCAAUGCAAGUGUUAGCGGCAGCUGUGUAACACUAUAAAUAGAGUGUGCUACAAAGCGUAACUCUUUCCCCAUGACAUGAUUUUUUUUUUGGUAACACUUUAACCUGACACCUUUAUAUAUUAUAAAGGUAUUUAUAAUGUACAUUGUUAAGGCAUUCUUUAUUUUUUAUAAAUAAUUGUAACCAAAAUUAAAAUGAGUUAUAAUAUUGGCAGAUUCCUUGUUACAUCUAAAAUUAAUUGUUUAUCAUGUCUUAAUAUAAAAAAUGCAACUAUGAAUAGCAAGUAUUGUGGUUACAAUUAUUCAUGAGAUCAUACAAUACAUUUUAAGGUGUACAUAUAUGCGCUUCAGUUAAAGUGUUACUGAUUUCACCUUCUAAAAUUUUCUUUUCAGACAGUUGAAAAACAAUGUUGGAUAUUUGACACUAACUAUUAUGUUAGUUAGUCUAGUUUUCACCUCAGGCCCAGCUACACUAAACAAUAACCAAGAGAAUUUUAAAUUAAGAACAAAUUAUGGGAACAAGCAGUAUUAGUCCUCUAAAAAAUUGAAGGAAAACUCAAGGAAAUAUUCAGUAUUAAAUAUCAGGAAAGUGUGUGCUUGCUUGUGUGUGGUGGUGGUGGGGGGGCAUAAUAGAAAAAUCUACUUAUUGUACUUAUUCAGUAACUGAGUGAAUGCACUUUUUUUAGAGCACUGAUUGCUCUUUGUAAAUAAAUAUUAAUUGAUGUAUAAAGAUAUUUUUAAUUGAUGUAAAAGAUUUAAUUUUUUUAGCAAAUGCUGUUUGGUUUAUCCUUUUGCCUUUCUACAGUUUAUAUUAUCAGUUCGUUGACAACAUGCUCAGCUGACAGAAAUAUGCAAUAAAAUACAUGGCCAGCACUAACUCCAGAAACCUUUGUGAAAAUCAGAAUAGUCUCACUUUGCCUCAAAUGAUGUUGUUAAAGGUAAAGUAAAAUAAGACUCGAAAUACUCUGAUGUUGUAAGUUUGGCUGACUUUCUGAUGUUGUUGUAUGUGUCCAUGUAUUAUUCUCAACAUUGAUAAUUGAGAGAAUUUCCUGAGUGCCAAAUCAUCAUAUUAGAAUCAUCAAUGUUAGAAAUGGCUGUUAAAAAUUCAGCUUUGCAAUCACAGGAAUGAAUGUAUUUGUUUUUAUUUGUUUUGACAAAUAAUUAAAUUGAAUUGUAUUAAUUAACAUUA
Molecule: messenger RNA, 4516 nt
Organism: Carassius gibelio (silver crucian carp)
Lineage: Eukaryota; Metazoa; Chordata; Actinopteri; Cypriniformes; Cyprinidae
Product: transmembrane gamma-carboxyglutamic acid protein 1
Exons: 4
Coding region: 122-766 (214 amino acids)
Cellular component (GO): extracellular region
Molecular function (GO): calcium ion binding
Source: RefSeq, a predicted model, not a curated record